Messenger RNA from Archocentrus centrarchus (flier cichlid), 2083 nucleotides. RefSeq names its product NudC domain containing 1 (gene nudcd1). The record is from RefSeq and is a predicted model, not a curated record. The coding region runs from base 106 to 1863 and encodes 585 amino acids. The transcript is spliced from 10 exons. Lineage: Eukaryota; Metazoa; Chordata; Actinopteri; Cichliformes; Cichlidae.
GAAAACCAAUGACGAAAACACAGGAAGCGUGUAUCACGCUGGCUUCACCUCCUCCUCCUCCUCUUGCUGCACAGGCUGGCAUCAAGUUGUGAAGAAGCCAAAGACAUGACCGCGUCUAAUUACUCCCUGAAGGUCAACAGAGACCUGUUGGACCCAAACUUUGAGAGUUACAGGUUAUCCUUGGACGCCAUACCGACGUACAACGUUGAGCUGGAUGCUGCUGUGGAGGAGGUGAAGCUGAAGGAUACGCAGUACACCCUGGAACAUAUGCGUGCUUUUGGCAUGUACAAUUACCUGCACUUAGACCCCUGGUAUGAGGACAGUGUUUAUUUUGUAGACUGCAAAGGACGGGUUCUUAAUCUCACCGUCACUCUGGACACCGCCCUGGGGAAGCCGAGAGAGGUCUACCGUAUAAUCGCCGAGUCCAGCCAGUGUGAGGAUCGCCUUUGUGCCUCCCUCAGCCUCACCUCGGCGACCUGGGCAGCUCUGUCCGAUGGCAUCGGUCGACUGUACCUCCUCCGCACCGGCAAGAGAGGAGACGGCUCCCAUAUGAAGUGGGAACCGCUGUUCAGUGAAGACCUGGGGGAGCCUUUUACCGUCCUCCACAGCGUCUCACAUGUCCAGGCUGGUGUUCACAGCAUGGAGGUUCUGCUGCUCCGCGUCCAGAAAGACCCACUGGAAACCAAAGGAAGCGGAUACUCGGUGUCUCUCGAGUGGAUCACAGUCGCCAACGCUGCAGGACAAGGCCAGGAGAAGAAGUACGAGAUGAAGAAGAGGAGGGUCCUCAGGGGGAAGUCGGUGCCUCACUAUGCAGCGGUGGAGCCCAAAGGGAAGGGGUUGAUGCUGGCGUCGGAGAAGCCGUUCGUUUUUACUCACGUGGACGGCCGUCCUGUGGAACAGCCCGAACCAGAGCCCAUGGAGGUGGAGAAGACAGAUCCCAUUUACUUCUGGCAGCAGACGACCGAGGACAUCACGCUGUUUGUGCGCAUGCCCGAGGGCAUCACCAAAGAGGAGGUGCAGUUCAGGCUCACUGCGGACAACGCGGCCAUCGGAGUUCGGGGUUUCCCUCCUUUGCUGGAAGGCCAGCUGUUUGCAUCUGUGGACCCUGAGGCCAGCGCCUGGAUCAUCAGAAAUGACAAAAGCCUGGAGGUGACCCUGCAGAAGCGCGGUGAGGGGCCCAUGUGGCCGGAGCUGGUGAUGGGCGACAGGAGAGGGGAGUACGUGAUGAGUGACGAGCAGGCCGCCCUCAUCCAUGAAAGACUGACUCACCUUACCUCUGAAGACCUGAACGGAAACCCUGACAGGGACAAGCCCCCGUGUAACUCUCAGGAGCUGGAGGACUGCGAUAGGUUUCCAGAAGACAGCUCCAGCCUCACACACUUUGAUGAGCAGUCACUCAAGCCCACUCAGGUGGUGAAUCUGGGGAGUCAUCAGUACCUAUUCACAGUUGACGUGGACCCGUCAGAAAUGCCGUGCCUCUGCCUCCGACAUGAUGUGGACGCUCUGGUUUGGCAGCCCCGUCCCACCCAGCCUGGUAACAUGUGGGAGCACGUUGCCACAUUCAAUGCUUUGGGUUAUGUUCAGGCAUCCAAAAGAGAUAAGAAGUUUGCCACCUGCGCUCCAAACUUCUCCUACGCGUCGCUGUGCGAGUGCCUCCGUCGCGCGUUCAUCUACCGCCAGCCUUCGCCAGUGGAGACCGUCCUCUUCAACAGGAAGCAGGGCCGUCAGGUAGGACAGGUUGCCAAGCAACAGGUGGCCAGCCUGGACUCCGACAAACCAAUCCUGGGCUUCAGAGCGACCAAUGAGAGACUGUACAUACUGACCUCCAGUAAUCUCUUUGUUCUAAAGGUCAAUAAUAAUUAGAUUUGGGACUCUGUUAGAUUUGAUCUCACUUCCCUCUGGGAGCUCCAUCAUUUCACUCUGAUUACCUGCUCGAGCUGAAAAAUGAUCCUUUGUGCUUUGUUGUUCGGGAUGAACCCCUCCUCGUGUUUCCCUCUUUGUCUUCUGUGUGUUACAAACUGUAAACGUGAUCAAGAAGUGAAAACAUGUUCUUAAACUAUGGAAAUAAAUGUUUCUGGAGUUA